AUGCUUCAACGUCAAUUAGGUAAAAAUGGUCCAAAAGUAUCAGCUAUCGGUUAUGGAGCUAUGGUUUUAUCAUCUGGAUAUGGAGUAAACAAAUCUGAUGAAGAACGAUUCAAAAUUCUAGAUCAUGCAAUUAAAAUUGGUAGUACUUUCUUUGAUACGUCUGAUAUAUAUGGUGACAAUGAAGAUUUAUUAGGGAAAUAUUUUAAGAAAUAUCCACAACAACGUGCAAAGGUAUUUCUUGCAAGUAAAUUUGCUUGUGUAAUUGAUCCUGUUACGAAAAGUUAUUCUCUUCGUGGUGAUGCAAAAUAUGUUCAUGAAGCAUGUGAAAGAAGUUUAAAACGACUUGGUAUCGAUUCAAUUGAUCUUUAUUAUGCUCAUCGUAUUGAUAAAACAGUACCAAUUGAAGAAACAAUGGGAGCUUUAAAAGAACUUGUUCAGCAAGGAAAAAUUAAAUAUAUUGGUUUAUCUGAAUGUUCAAGUGAUACAUUACGACGAGCCUGUGCUGUUCACCCAGUUUCUUGUGUACAAAUUGAAUAUUCACCAUUUAGUUUAGAUAUCGAAAAAGCAGAAAUCGGUCUUUUAAAAACAUGUCGAGAACUUGGUGUAGCUAUUGUUUGUUAUUCACCAUUAGGUCGUGGAAUGUUAACUGGACAAAUUAAGAAUCCAGAUGAUUUUGCUGAUGAUGAUUUUCGACGAUUAUGUCCACGGUUUUCAAAAGAGAAUUUUCCUAAAAAUCUUAAAUUAGUUGAUGAUUUAACAGAAAUUGCAAAGAAAAAAGGUUGUACACCAGGUCAAUUAACAUUGGCAUGGAUUCUUGCUCAAGGCGAUGAUUUUAUUGUUAUACCAGGUACAAGUAAAAUUAAAAAUUUAGAUGAAAAUAUUGCAGCUGCUCAAAUUAAAUUAACUCGAGAAGAAAUUCAAGAAAUUCGACAUGUUUGUGAAAAAGCUGAUGUUGUUGGUGAUCGUUAUCCAGCAUUCAUUUCCGACGGUCUAUUUGGAGAUUCAGCUCCGAAAAAGAAUUAA
Adineta ricciae is the source of this 1023-nucleotide messenger RNA. Lineage: Eukaryota; Metazoa; Rotifera; Eurotatoria; Adinetida; Adinetidae. The record is from the annotation of a GenBank genome assembly.